Molecule: messenger RNA, 3949 nt
Organism: Cuculus canorus (common cuckoo)
Lineage: Eukaryota; Metazoa; Chordata; Aves; Cuculiformes; Cuculidae
Gene: METTL22
Product: methyltransferase 22, Kin17 lysine
Exons: 11
Coding region: 1148-2329 (393 amino acids)
Biological process (GO): protein methylation
Cellular component (GO): nucleus
Molecular function (GO): protein methyltransferase activity
Source: RefSeq, a predicted model, not a curated record
AUCGCAGCUCCCCAGCUCGCAGGAGGCUGCCCAGGACUGGGAUUGGGGUCGGGGGGCUCUGCAGAGGGUAUCACAGCUCCCCAGCUCGCAGGAGGCUGCCCAGGGCUCUGCACGAGGCUGGGGUCCAGCCUGUGCCACGGUUCUGCUGGUGCCAGGCACAGCUGGGGCUGGAGCGGGUGUUGGAAAAGGUAGUGGAGCUUGAUGCCUGUAGAGCUGGGAGCGUUUAAAACCAAUAUGGUUGUGAUCUUGUUUAAGCACGAGCAGAUAACAGAAAAAAAAUAGCUUAAUCUUCCAAGCUGUUAAUGCUGGCAUAGGGAAUGGCAUCAGAAGAUUUUACUUAAGGAGUGCCGACGGUGCUGGUAGCUGAUGAGACCUGGGUGUCGAUGUUAACCAAAUCAUUCAUAUAAUGCUUGGUGAUUUGUGUCUGUGAUCUAAGCUUGUCAUCUCAGAUUUUUAAGACAUACGUUUUGUUUCAGAUCUAUGGUUCAGCAGUAUUUUACAUAGCCUUCACAAAAUGUCAAGUUCUUUAGAGCACAGGGAAAUAAACGUCAUCUUUAUUUUUCUGUUCAUAAGAGGCAAUUAAUUUGUCUGUGCCUCAGGACAGAGAGACAGCUCAGCCUGGGACAUUAGGUAAUAAGGAUGAUUUCAGGUGUCUAUAUUUUUUUUCUGGGGAAGAAUAAAGAGCACCAAAGAUGGGAAACAUUUACUGACUGACUAGCGAAGGCAUGUAAAAGGAUCUGAAUUUUCUCCAGGAUGGGCAGAUACUCUAGUUAUGCAAUUUGGGAGACUAACCUAUGAUAAUGCAUUCAGUAAUUGUGUCCAUUUCUGAGAAAAUUCAAAGAUUUCCACGAAGAACAAGAUCCCUUAAAAUGGUGAAAUUGUGCACACAAGGCCUUAUGUUCCUUUGAAGAGCUGAGCUUAGCUUUGUUGAAUAUCCCAGUGCACAACUUACUGUCUUAUUGGAGCAUGGGGAAGCUUGCAUGAUCACAUCUCGCCUGAGGUCUUCUCAGGAACAAUACAAUGAGGUUAUCUUGCUGAGCAAAACUCUGGCGUGAUGCCUGCUAAUGGGAGAGUGUCAUAUCACUUUGUGCCAGCACUUUGUAGGGGACUGUUUGGAUUCUGAGGAUGUUCUGCUCACCAGCUUAUCAUGGUAGAUGUAACAGAGGAGGAGAUGGAUAACCCCACAUUUAAAAGUGAUACUGUACUUUCUGAUGUUCACUUACAUUGUCCAGACCAAAGACAUCUCAUGGUACGAUUGAAUGCAGUUGGGCAACCAGUAUUCCUGUCGUAUUUCAAACUCCUUUGGAAUGCAGAAGAUUUGGCAUCCGAGAAACAUGGAAGAGAAACUGCAACGGAAAGAGAACAGCAGUACCGAAGUGGAGAUGAACCGUAUGACACAGACAGGAAUAAUUUAAAAGAAGAAAAAGAAUUAAAAAUUGAAGGAGUAGAAGCUCUGCUAGAUGAUGAUGGAGACUUGGAAGUGAUCAGAAGACCUCGAAGUGCCUCUGAUAUAGAAGCAGAAGGUGUUUUGAGGGACAGAGUGCAUCCUGUAAUUCUGAUGAAAGGGGAAGAAGAUGCUUUUGAAGUUGAAGAGCAAGAAGGCACUUGCAGUGAUGUUGUUAAAAUAGAACAUACUAUGGCAACCCCCUUAGAAGAUGUUGGUAAACAAGUAUGGCGCGCAGCCUUUCUUCUUGCUGAUUACAUUCUGUUUAAACGGGACACGUUCAAUUGUUGCUCGGUGCUAGAGCUUGGAGGUGGCACUGGAAUUACAAGCAUUAUCAUGGCAACAGUUGCCAAGAGAGUUUAUUGCACAGAUGUUGGUGAAGAUCUUCUGGCCAUGUGUGAGAAAAACAUUGCAUUAAACAAACAGCUGAUGGAGCCAGGAGGAGGGGAAGUUAAAGUAAAAACGCUGGACUGGUUGAAAGAUGAAUUCUGCACUGAUCCUGAAGCUCCUUAUAGCUGGUCAGAAGAAGAGAUUGCUGAUUUGCAUGACCACUGUACUGUGAUAAUGGCAGCUGAUGUGUUCUAUGACGAUGACCUGACAGAUGCUUUGUUCAGAACGCUGUAUAGGAUCACACACAACUUGAGAAAUUCUUGCACAGUAUACCUAGCAUUAGAAAAGAGGCUGAACUUCACUUUAAGACAUAUGGAUGUUACAUGUGAAGCCUACAGUCAUUUUAGGAAUACUCUGAAUGAUUUGGAGAACCUCCAAGACAGAAAAAUGAAAUAUACCGUGGAGCCCAUUAAGCCUGAUUUCUGCCAGUUUCUCAUUUAUGAACGCAUUGAGCAGUUGGAAUUGUGGAAGAUCAUUGCUGAACAGCUUACAUGACAGGGACGUGAGAAAAUAGAAGAUUGUCAUCUGAGAAUAAAGGGGGAAGUAUGUUCUAUUGUAAAAGGAUUUUCAUCCCAAGAAAAGCAUUUUCCUGGUGGAACUAUGUUCUCAGAAAGCGUUGCAGUGCAGAUUUGCUUUACUUCAGUGUUUUGGCACGUAGGGCAUGGUUUCUUCGAUGUUUCUUUUACAAUCUGUUUAACAUUGAUCUUCAGAGUACGUGCUGGAUGCCAUCAGUGGCAGUGACACAGGGACUUGCACUUUGGGAUUGAUGACUUAAACAGUUGGGGUGUGACAAAGAGGUAUCUAACCUUUUCUGUGUGGCUGAUUUGCAGGUGUCACUCAUCCUCCUUUCUAGUUUUCUGAACAUGGACUGUCUGUUUACAAAACUUAGUCAUUUGUUUUCAGCUUGUCCUGUGUGAAUCAUUCUAGUUUAGGGCUCCUGUCUGAACCCAAAGGAGACAAGAUGCAUUUUGUUUGAGCUUCUGAAAGUCCUCCACAGAGGUCUUGGAGCUGCUGGAAGUUUGAGCUAUUCUGUCCUUACCAGGCUGAAGGUGGGAAGGUACCAUGUGAAGUGAUCUGCUGCUGUUCUGUAAAUGUUUGGAAUUCUACUGUCAACAUAUAUGUGGGAGGCUGGGGAGGAGGAGGUGAGCGGCAAUGUCUUGCCCUAACAGAUGGAGCUUUCUGUAUCUUACCUUUUGGAUUAAGGUACAACACACUGAAUAAAUUUCUGCUGUUUUAUUAAUGAAACGAAAAAUCUGUUCAUACUUCUUAUGUGCCUUACACCCAUUUUUUGCUAUGUGUUAGACACAAUUUGUUAUGAUAUUUAGGUAGAUGGAAAUAGCUAGAGAAAAUAUGAUUGCGAGUGGGAGAAUAUAUUAGUAUGUAUGACAGUCCAGUGUAAAUUGUAUGAGGGUUUCAGUUCAUAUAACUUAUGGAAAAGUCAAGUGAUUCAGCAUCAGGUUGGAUGGUCUUGGACUUGUGAGCUACUAGAAAAGACUUUACAUAUUUCAUUGUAAAACCUGUAAGAACUCUGCUGGCCUGUUCAUAAAUUUCUUUUUGAUCACCUCAUAGCUAACAGUGAAAAAAGGGGAAUUGUACUAACUGUCUCUGGUCAGUGUUGCCUAUUACUGCAAGUCCUUUAUUUCUGUAAAGGGAUAGAAAUACAAGGUAGGUGCUUAAUCUAAAAUUCAUUGAUGUUUCUACUCUGCUGUGGAGCUGAGGUUGGAAAGAUUUCAUUUGGAAAACUGACCUCCUUUGCUUAAAUAAAGGUAUUCUGCACUUGGGAGCGCCUCUGGAUGUGGUUGGUAUGGUAUGGUUGGUCAGCCAGAUGGAUCGCUUUGUGGAGAGAGGAACUAGGAGGAGGAACACGUGGAACUCUUGCAGCGCACUUAUUUCUGAUAAAGAGGAGUGUCACAAUUUUCUUGGGAAUUGUGAUAAUGGAUGGAGAUGUGAUCUCUGGGAGGAAUCUUGUUUGAAUUGGACUGAUUUUGACUUUUGUCACUGGUGUAUGGUGAAAUACCACACAUCCUUUGUCAGCUCACACACUUUAGAUGAAGAUGGCAAACGUCCCUGUCCUGCUUUUAUCCUCUCUCAAGAGGAACAUGGAUGGCAUAAUUG